AUGCCUCCUGCUUCUGCCCUUGCUCCCCGGUGCCCCACUCCUUGUUUGGGUUCCCCGGAAGUCUACCUCAAAUUUAGCCUCUUUUGCCGAGCUUAUAGACAUAAACUCCCCCCGCCCUCGGUGGGCCGCCUCUGGUCACCUGGCUUCGCGCUGUUCCCAUCGCCUCUUGACCUGCGCGCCCUCCCCCCUUCCCUUGCUCGGCUCAGCGCGCCCGGCCCUGGCGGCGCCGGUUCCCCUUGGCGCUCCUCCUACCCCCGCCGGUGGUUGGCCUCUGGUCUGCUUGGUCCUUUUCCCCCCUUUUUUUUUCUCGCACCCUGUGUUCUGGUGCCGGGCUUCCCGCCUCCUUUGUUCCGUCUCCGUCCGCUCUGUGCCCCGGGCAUCUCCGUGGCCUUUUCCCAUCCUCGCUGGCCAUCUUCCGCCUCCCUGGACCCCGCCGUUUUCCCCUGGCCCCCGGGUCCCCCCUGUGUUCCCCUGCUCGGUUGCCAUUCCUUUCUCGUCCUCCUUAUUGUUUUUUUGUUUGCCCCCUGUUUCUGCUGCCCCUUACCUUGGCUUUGUUGGCCCUCGGAGCCUUUGUCUCUCGUCUGCUCCCCUGCUUCGGCGUCUUCCCCCCACCGCCUUUGGUCCGACGGUCUCACCCCCCUCGCCUUUCCUCCCGCCCCCUCUUUGUGCUGCCUGCCCUUCGGGCCCCCGUCUCCGUCCUCUUUUCCGUACCCUCCUGCUACCUUCCCAACCAACGACACCCCCCCCUUUUUCGUCCCCCCCCCCCACCCAAACCCCCCUUGCCCAUUCUUACCCCUGGCCGCUUUUUGGCACUCGUCGGCCCUGUCCGUCUCGGCGGCCCAGUUCUCACGGCUUUGUUCUUGUGGAUGGGCUUAUCUCUCGGUUCCCUUGGGUUCGCUUCCUUUUCCUACCCCCGUGCCUCCUUUGCGGCCUUCCGCCUUUUUCCCCUUGCUUCCCGCCCCACUCGGCCUGCUGCCUCCUGUCUCUACCCCUGCCUCCUGGCGGCGCCACUUUGCCCCUGGCUCGCUUUGCGCCUUUCUGUCCCGCCCCCGGGACAGCUCCCCCCUUUUACUGCUCACUCGGCCCACCUCCCCCCUAGGCCCCGUUGCCUAG
Molecule: messenger RNA, 1113 nt
Organism: Dendrobium catenatum
Lineage: Eukaryota; Viridiplantae; Streptophyta; Magnoliopsida; Asparagales; Orchidaceae
Product: leucine-rich repeat extensin-like protein 1
Exons: 1
Coding region: 1-1113 (370 amino acids)
Source: RefSeq, a predicted model, not a curated record